This is a messenger RNA of Ordospora colligata OC4, 984 nucleotides long. RefSeq lists its product as uncharacterized. Gene Ontology annotation, molecular function: ubiquitin binding. The coding region runs from base 1 to 984 and encodes 327 amino acids. NCBI's taxonomy places the organism in Eukaryota, Fungi, Microsporidia, Ordosporidae. The record is from RefSeq and is a predicted model, not a curated record. Gene Ontology annotation, cellular component: cytoplasm; nucleus. Gene Ontology annotation, biological process: ubiquitin recycling; proteasome-mediated ubiquitin-dependent protein catabolic process. The transcript has a single exon.
AUGAUAACGUCAAUUGGAAUUAUUCCUAGUAAAAUCGAGAUAGAUAAAUUGAAAGAAUUUCAGGCGGAUAAAGAAAUAGCCAAAUCUUUGGAGCAUCUUAACAUUCCUUUGAUUGACAAAUCAGCCAUGACAUGCGACUACGAUGUAGAUGAAUCUGAAGAUAUAGUUGAAGGUGAUGUUCUGAUCUUCUGCACGCCAAAUGAAGAGGAUGUGAGCUUCUUACAAAUUUAUAUUCAAAACAAGGAAUGUGUUGGAAUGUUUAUGCACCAUGAUACAUAUGUUUUUAGUUCUGUGAUUGACUCUGAAAAUCUGAAUAUUGGUGGAACACCCUAUAUUGCGCUAGGAACAUUUGAGAACGACAUUUUUGUUUAUGAUCCACUUGUAAGGAGUGCAAUGCUUCCUCAAAUUCUACUGAAAGGGCAUAGUGAUGCAGUGAUGUCGCUACGAGAAACUGAAGGAAAGCUUUUCAGUGGAAGUUAUGAUUCUAGUAUUAUUGAAUGGGAUACAAAAAGAUUAGAAGUCAGGAAUAAAAUUAAUACAGCGGGGCCUGUGAGCAAGAUUGAUGCCUCUGGAUCUAUUGUAGUGUACUCGGUUGCGAAUAGUCUACAUUGCUUUGAACAAGAGAUUGGCUUUGAGAGUGAUAUAGAGAAGAUAAAGAUGGUUGGUGAUAGAAUGUUUAUUUCAGACUCAUCUGGAAAGCUGUGGUAUUAUGAUAUUCGUAAUAUGUCUAAUGCAGUUUUGGAAAAGAAGAUUCACGAUGACUCAAUAGCAAGUUUUGAUAUUUUUGAGAAAAGCAUUUAUACUGCAUCUCUGGAUGGAACCAUAAAGGUCCUGGACAUUGAAAGUUUUGAUGUUAGAUAUGUGAAGAAAGCUGAUGAAAAGGUAUUUUCGAUUAAAGUAUGUGAAGAAGGCUUUUUCGUGUAUGGAGGAGAGCAGAAUAUGCUGAAGAUGGUGCCAAUGAAUGCAAGCACAGAUGGAGAUUGA